AUUGAACAAAAGCAGGAAAUUGCAGCACAAAUAUGGCUGCCAGAACACUACGGAUAGGUCUCAUCCCCGGAGACGGUAUCGGACGUGAGGUCAUUCCGGCUGGCCGAAGACUAUUGGAAUCUCUUCCUACUUCAUUGGGUCUUAAAUUCUCUUUUGUUGACCUCGAUGCUGGCUUUGAUACGUUCAAGAAGACCGGCAAUGCGUUACCCGACAAGACAGUCGAUAUCUUGAAGAAGGAAUGUGAUGGUGCUUUGUUCGGCGCAGUCAGCUCACCAAGCACCAAAGUCGCCGGCUACUCUUCCCCCAUCGUCGCUCUUCGUAAGCGUCUCGAUUUGUACGCCAAUGUCCGUCCUGUCAAGACCACUGCCGGUGGCAGCGCAACUGGCUCCCCCAUUGAUCUCGUCAUUGUCCGCGAGAAUACCGAAGAUCUCUAUGUCAAAGAAGAAAAGACAACUGAAGGCCCUGAGGGUAAGGUUGCCGAGGCUAUCAAGCGUAUUUCGGAACGCGCCUCUUCCCGAAUCGCUACCAUGGCCGGAGAAAUUGCUCUACGACGACAAAAGAUUCGUCAAGUGAGCCCCGGCACAUCUCACUUGUCCAAGCCUAUGGUUACUAUCACCCACAAAUCCAACGUCCUAUCUCAAACCGAUGGUCUCUUCCGCGAAACCGCUCGGAAGGCUCUCGCAAACCCCAAGUACAGCACCGUCGAAGUCGAGGAACAAAUCGUCGAUUCUAUGGUGUACAAACUGUUCCGUCAACCUGGUUACUACGAUGUUAUUGUUGCACCUAACCUGUACGGCGACAUCUUGUCCGAUGGAGCUGCCGCUCUUGUUGGUAGUUUGGGUCUAGUUCCUAGCGCUAAUGUUGGCGAUGGUUUCGCUAUUGGUGAGCCAUGCCAUGGAAGUGCUCCGGACAUUGAAGGAAAGGGAAUUGCGAACCCUAUUGCUACCUUGCGUAGUGUGGCGCUUAUGCUUGAGUUCCUUGGUGAGGAGCCUGCUGCUGCUAAGAUUUAUGCUGCUGUUGAUGCCAACCUUGACGAGGGCAAGUAUCUUUCCCCUGAUCUUGGUGGGAAGGCUACUACUCAGGAGGUCCUUGAAGAUGUCUUGAAGAGGUUGUAAGUAUAAAAGUGCCUGUACACUUGAAGUCUUUGAACUGCAUUAGAUAGGUGCACAAAAGUCAAAUUCCUGUUCUUAUAAUGUACAAGCUGAGGUGUAUAAAAAGCUCGAGUAUGCAAUAACAUAUAUAAAAAAAAUUCUAUUUCCACGCCC
Messenger RNA from Talaromyces stipitatus ATCC 10500, 1265 nucleotides. RefSeq names its product isocitrate dehydrogenase LysB. Gene Ontology annotation, molecular function: isocitrate dehydrogenase (NAD+) activity; NAD binding; magnesium ion binding. Gene Ontology annotation, biological process: tricarboxylic acid cycle; isocitrate metabolic process. Bases 33 to 1115 code for a protein of 360 amino acids. NCBI's taxonomy places the organism in Eukaryota, Fungi, Ascomycota, Eurotiomycetes, Eurotiales, Trichocomaceae. The record is from RefSeq and is a predicted model, not a curated record. Gene Ontology annotation, cellular component: mitochondrion. The transcript is spliced from 4 exons.